AUGAAAGGAGUCUACGACGAUUGGGCUAAAGCAGCACCAUUCACCCAUCAGCCCAAAACUAUUCAUAAAGGAGGUUUCUUGACAAUAGAAGACGCAAAAGAAUCCCUCAGAGAAUAUGAAGUGCUCCAUCCAGAGCAAAUUCUAAAAAGAGCAGAAAAAGCUCCAGUACAAAUCCAAAGAACAGCCCAAGCCCAAAGGACUGGACUAAUGAAAAAUAUUCCCACAAGGGCCGAAAUAAAUGACAAGAAAAGGGUCUGCAGAUCAAACUGUAGAGAAACCUUAAAUCUGGUUCUAAAUUGGACUCUAGACAAAAGAGCAAUAUUGGGAUAUUAUCCCAUUAACAAAGAACAGCUAACAAAGCUGGUAAUCUUCCCAGAGGCUUCACCCUCUGAUACAUAUCAGUUUUUCCAAUACGGAUUAAUUGAUACAAUCCUAAUUUUUGACAAUUUAAAUAUCAUUAAAGAAUUUCCUGCAGGUUUUAUAGAUGCAGUGAAAAAAUUCAAAAAUAUGAUUGAUGCAAGAGAACCAAGGGAUAUAUCUCUAAAAUUUACAAGUAGUCAGCCAAUCUUCAAUGAUGAAGGAGAAUGUUUGAUCCCAGCAUUUCAAGUAAUUUUCAUGUCAGUCUUCCCAGGAGAUUUUCAACCAAUAGAACAAGUUCAAGAUCUAUCAAUUUAUAGCGACGAAGGAAGAUUGGCCAGUACAUUGGCAAGAGUCUUCGAGAGAGCCCAAAAAAUAAACAAAGAAUCCAGAACAAGAAUAAACUACAAAAGCAGAAACACUCUAAUUGUUUCUAGUAAGAAAAACCAAAUUGAAUCAAGAGAGAUGAGACUUCUAGUGGAUUUUGAAUCAGCAUUUUACAACUUUUCUGGAUUACUGGAAAAACUUCCUGACGGGAUAAGGAGGAAUCUAUGCCAUUUACUAAAAGACAAAGAAGACCAUAGGUGCCAGCUGUGCGCCUCAGAAAUGUCUGAAGAAAGCAACAAUGCUGAAGACCCCACCCACGUGGGAAAAGAAGAGGAUGAGACAUCUGAGUCAUCCAUCAACAUUAUUGUUGAAUGA
Messenger RNA from Arachis stenosperma, 1059 nucleotides. RefSeq lists its product as uncharacterized. Lineage: Eukaryota; Viridiplantae; Streptophyta; Magnoliopsida; Fabales; Fabaceae. The transcript has a single exon. Bases 1 to 1059 code for a protein of 352 amino acids. The record is from RefSeq and is a predicted model, not a curated record.